UGGGGUCUGCCGCCGUCUGCGUAGCUCAGCCCUAUCGAUAGCGUCGCAUCGGCAGCAUCUUCGAAACUUUUUGGCCCUCUGCACCGCUCGCUCGCUCGCCCGCCCGCCCGCUCGCCCGUCCACCCACGCCGUCGCGCCGCCACGCCGCCAUGAAGAUUUCAAACUCGGCCGUGCCCGUCUACACCAUCAGCGGCAGCGAGGCGCGUCCGCUGCCCGAGUGGCUCGUCCGCCGCCGGAAGCGCAGCCUGAAAAACGACGCCGAGUUUGCGAACCGCGUCGAGCUGCUGCAGGACUUUGGCUUCGACGAGGCCAGCCAGUGCGUGCGCGUCAGCGACGACGGCGACUGGGUCAUGUCCACGGGCACGUACAAGCCGCAGAUCCACGCGCACUACCUGCCGCACCUGUCGCUCUCCUUUGCCCGGCACACCAACACCCUCAACGAGACGUUCCGCCUGCUGUCGACCGACUACACCAAGAGCGUCCACCUGCAGGCCGACCGUGUCAUCGAGCUGCACACCGCGGGAGGGCUGCACCACGCCACCCGCAUCCCGCGCUACGGCCGCGACCUGGUCUACGACAGGCGCUCCGCCGAGUGUCUGGUGCCGGCCGUGGGCGUCAACGCCGAGGGGCUGGGCGAGGCCUUCCGUCUCAACCUCGAGGUCGGCCGGUUCAUGCGCAGCUACGAAAUCGACGUCGGCGGCGACGACCUGCUGGCGCCGGCCUCGCUCCAGGGCGCCGUCGACGCGGGCGCAGUCAACACGGCGGCCAUUGCCGAGGACAGCCACAACCUGCUGGCCUUUGGCACAUCGCUGGGCACCGUCGAGUUCUGGGACUCGCGGUCGCGGAACAGGGUCGGCAUCCUGUCCGCGCCGCAGGACGCAUUCGAGGGGCGCUCCGAGGUCACCGCGCUCGCGUUCCCGCGCUCGGGCCUGAACCUCGCCGUCGGAAACUCGACCGGUCUCGUGCACGUCUACGACGUGCGGUCGCCCACGCCGCUGCUGAAAAAGGACCAGGGCUACGGCUUCGCGGUCAAGAACAUCAUCUACCUCGAGAGCAGCACGCGCUCCCGCGGCCACGUCGUCGCCGAGCCCAAGAUCCUCACCGCCGACAAGCGCAUCAUCAAGAUCUGGGACCCCGCCAACGGCACCCCGUGGACCUCGGUCGAGCCCGCCGUUGACCUGAACCACGUCGAGUGGGUCAAGGACUCGGGCAUGCUCCUCACCGCCAACGAGGGGAAGCAGCAGCACGCCUUCUUCGUCCCCCAGCUCGGCCCCGCCCCGAAAUGGUGUGCCUUUCUCGACAACAUUGUCGAGGAAAUGGCCGAAGACCCCAGCGACCCCUCGGCGUUUGGUGCCGGCGCCGCCGGCCAGGUCUACGACAACUUCAAGUUCCUCACCACCGCCCAGCUCAAGACGCUCAGCCUCGACCACCUCAUCGGCACCACCAGCCUGCUGCGCCCGUACAUGCACGGCUACUUUGUCGCCCAGAAGCUGUACGAAGAGGCAAAGCUCAUCUCCAACCCGGACAUGUGGCAGGAGCAGCGCGCCAAGUCGGUGGCCGACAAGAUCAACAAGGAGCGCGAGUCGCGCAUCCGCGGCAGCAAAAAAGUCGCCGUCCGCGUCAACCAGGCGCUUGCCGAGAAGAUGCGCGCCCGCGAGGAAGAAAAGGAGCGCCGUCGCGCAAAGCGCGUGCUCAAAAGGGGCGGCGACGGCGACGACGGCGGCGACACGCUCGACGCCGGCGCUGCCGUCGAUGCGCCAGAGAAGCCCGCCGGCCUGCUCGCCGACACCCGCUUCGCGCGCCUCUUCCAAGACGACGACUUUGAGGUUGACGAGCAGUCGCACGAGUUCCAGGCCAUCAACCCCAGCACCCGCGUCCCCAAGGGCCCCACCCGCAUCCCCAAGGGCCUCACAGCCGCCGAGCAGGAAGCCCUCGACCCCGCGCGCGGCAGCGGCAGCGACAGCGGCAGCGACACGUCCGACGCCGCCGACUCGGACGCCGAGUUCGCGGGCCGCCCCGUCCGCAACCCGCCCGCCGACUCGCGCAUCUCAUCGUCGUCGUACCGCAAAGCCGGGCAUAACAAUCCCAUGCUGCCGCCCGCAAAGGCGCCCACGAUGCGCGUCUCGCACUCGACCACCAAGAAACACGCGCCCAAGGCCGACAAGACGUUUGCCGCCCGCGUCUCAAAGCUCAAGGACCGUGCGCCCAAGCACUCGACUACUACGGUUGUUGGCGAGCGGGAAAUCACCUUUGCGCCCGAGGUCAAGAAGAAGAAGACGCAGGCUGGGGGCGCGGCGCAGCGACACGAUCGGAGAAAGGAGAAGAACAUCAGGAGUGCGAGUGGGAAUGCGUUUAGAGGCUUGUGAGGAACCCGUACAUGUAGGAAGAAAGGAAUCAUGAUACCCAACCCGUUGUU
Messenger RNA from Didymella exigua CBS 183.55, 2416 nucleotides. RefSeq names its product WD repeat protein. Gene Ontology annotation, biological process: maturation of SSU-rRNA from tricistronic rRNA transcript (SSU-rRNA, 5.8S rRNA, LSU-rRNA). Bases 150 to 2366 code for a protein of 738 amino acids. Gene Ontology annotation, cellular component: nucleolus; 90S preribosome; small-subunit processome. The transcript has a single exon. The record is from RefSeq and is a predicted model, not a curated record. Gene Ontology annotation, molecular function: protein binding. Lineage: Eukaryota; Fungi; Ascomycota; Dothideomycetes; Pleosporales; Didymellaceae.